UUAUAGGCAGCUGGCAGACACAGCUGAAUCCCAGCAACGCCACCGCUUGGUUUCAGGCUCUACAAUUGGAAAGAUUUGCUUCCAGAGGAGAGGUGGCGUGUGGGAGCUGAGAGCGAAAGCCGUCUCUUAUUAGUGAAAACACAGGCCCAGGACAGGCCUGCCUGAGGCUUGCAAUGUCGUCUCCAGAGAUUGCUUCCCUCUCAUGGGGUCACAUGAAAGUCAAAGGCUCCCCCACGGCCUACAAAGACUGUAAGGUGUGGCCCGGAGGCAGCCGUCCCUGGGAUUGGAGAGAGACGGGAACUGAACAUCACCCAGGAGUGCAGCCGGCCGACAUAGAGGAAAUCAUUAGCAAAAGCAUUCAGACGCUGGUUAUUGGCCGGGGUAUGAGUGAGGCCUUGCAGGUUCCCUCCAUCACGCUGGAUUACAUUAAGAGCAAGGGUGUAGAUGUGAAGGUGCUUCAGACGGAGAAGGCUGUUCGGGAAUAUAAUUCUCUGGCCAGUCAGGGAGCUCGGGUGGGGGGCAUCUUUCACUCCACAUGCUAAGGCACAAUACAGUGGGAGUGCCCCAGACACCAAAUUCCAGUCUUAGCCUGUGAGCCCAUUAAACCGUGCGGAAAAUUCGUAAAUCCCGA
This is a messenger RNA of Callorhinchus milii (elephant shark), 631 nucleotides long. RefSeq names its product adipogenesis associated, Mth938 domain containing (gene aamdc). The record is from RefSeq and is a predicted model, not a curated record. Lineage: Eukaryota; Metazoa; Chordata; Chondrichthyes; Chimaeriformes; Callorhinchidae. Gene Ontology annotation, biological process: positive regulation of fat cell differentiation. Gene Ontology annotation, cellular component: cytoplasm. The coding region runs from base 174 to 542 and encodes 122 amino acids. The transcript has 4 exons.